Molecule: messenger RNA, 2234 nt
Organism: Cylas formicarius (sweet potato weevil)
Lineage: Eukaryota; Metazoa; Arthropoda; Insecta; Coleoptera; Brentidae
Exons: 3
Coding region: 35-2149 (704 amino acids)
Source: RefSeq, a predicted model, not a curated record
CAAUCACAAUCGACCGACCACUUCGACAUUCGAGAUGAAGUCUGCGAUCUUCCUAGCCCUGGUGGCCUUAGCUGCAGCAGUGCCCUUGUUCCACGGUCAAAUCGACGUCAGGAUCGGAUCCGGACCCACCAUAGUCGUCAGCAAUCCUUCCGGAAGGGUUGUCAUCACCCGUGCUUCACCUAACGGCGUUCGCGUUGUUGCCAAGUCCAAUUCCGGAUCGACCAGGGUCGUCCACGUCGAUGGCCAGCAGAAGAUCGUCAAAGACGUCCAAGUACAAUGGGCAGCAGUUGAAGAAGUCGCGCCUUCAGACGAAGCUUCCGCCAACGCUCAAUUCCAGACACUCGUCAACAUCUUCAGGGAGUACCAGGGAGUGAUAGACCAGGGUACGUUCGCUCAGUUGGUGAACGAAGUCAACCAGGCAGCUUUGAACGGUCAAGUCAACCAGGUGGUUGCGGAAGUGUUGAGGAACGCUCAAAACUCGCAGCGAUCGAUUGGAGGAGCUGUAGGACAACAGCAGCAACAGCUCGAAAGUGUACAACAGGUUCAGCAACAGACCCAACAGAUCCUCGACGCUUUGGAACAGAUCAACAACCUCGAACAAGGCGAAGGAGUCCAGAAAUUGCAAAGCAUCAAUGAAAGAAUCCAGCAACAGCAGGUCCAGCAGGCUCUCGAGAACGGACCCCAAAAUAAGCUCGUGUUGAAUGCCAUCGAGCAAAUCCAGCAAGCUCAGCAGUUGCAACAGCUAGCUCAACAGGCCGAACAGCAAUUGCGUCUUCAACAGACCGUUGGAAUCGCUCGCGGUAUCAAUACGGAAGGACAGAUUCAAGAGGCGCGUCAGCUGCAACAACAGCAACGACAGACUCUCGCACAGCUGCAGCAGCAGUUGAACGGUGCCAACCCGGAAUCUCAGAAACCGCAGGCUAUUCAGAACGCUCAGCAGAUUCAACGCGCUCAGCAACUACAACAGUUGGUACAGCAGAACGUUCAGCAAUUGCAAGGCACCGCAGCAGCUGGGAAUCCGAAUGCGUGGCGACAAAUCCAGCAAGCGCAACAACUGCAGCAACUCAUCCAGCAAACCGUCGGACAACUUAAUGCGGAACAGAACCCGUGGAGUCAGUCCCCGGCUCAGCAAACAGCUCAGAACGUUCAACGGCUAGAGAUCGCCCAGCAAUUGCAACAGUUGGCUCAGCAAACCAUUCGACAAGCGCAAGAAGCACAACAGCAACAACCGAACCCGUUCGCGUUCCAAGGUGGUCCGCAGCAAGCCGAGCAAGCCCAGCAAAUCGAACAAAUCGAACAGUUGCAACAGCAAGUGGCCCAGACUAUCGCGAGCCUGCAGCAACAAUCGAACAUCGGCGGUCCGUUCUUGGGAGCUCAGGCUCAGCAGCAGAUCGGCCAAGCGAGUCAGCUCGAGCAGUUGGCGCAACAGGUGCAACAGCAAUUGCAACAGAGCGUUAACCGCGGAGGACAGGUUCAAAACUUAGCUCUGCAGACGCGCACCGCUCAAGAACUCCAACAGCUAGCUAGGCAAACGGCUCAGCAGUCGGGUUCGAACCUCGCGGCUUCCCAGAUCAUCGCUCAAGAGAUCCAGCUCGCGUUACAGCUCAGUCAGGUAGCCAAUCAAGCUAUCCAGCAAUCCCAGCAGCAACAGAACCCUAUCGCGCAACAGCAAGCUCAACAAUUGGCUCAGAUCGCUCAGCAGACCGUAGCUCAGUUACAGCAAGCACAAAUUCGGCAGAACUUCGCGGCAGGCAACUUCGCUCUGGGACAACCUAACCCCAACACUCAACAGAUUCUAAGCGGCAUCCAGAACACCCUGCAGCAAAUCAGCCAGCAGCAGAGACAAAACCAACAGCUCGCUUUCCAACAAGAACUGAUCAAUCAGGAACUAAGACAGUUGGUGACCCAAGAGCAGUUGGGUCUGGCCGAUCCCCAGCCGAACCAGCAAGCGCAGCAGGGACUCAGCAUCCAACAGGGCCAACUCAUAAAGCAACAACUGGCUAACCAAUUGCAGAUUCAGCAGUUGCAGCAGCAGCUUCAGAACCAGGAGCGGCAGCUGCAACAGACCUCGCAGGGUCAGCGUCAACUGUCAAACUGGUUUUGGAAGGGACAGCAAGGGCCGAGGGCUUUUGGAUUUGGGCCGCAAUGAAAAGGUCAUGGGAGAACUUCGAUAACGGGACCGAGUACCUUAGAAUGUAGAUCGUUUGAAAAGAAAUAAAUGCCAUAAAAAUUUA